AUGUACACAAGCUCUGUGACUCAACCUUUAAUUAACACCACAAAAAGAAUAAAAGAAACCAAGAAUAUAUUGUUUUAUGAAAAGGAUAAGGUACAAGAAAUAUGUGAAGAAAUAAAUCUAUUAAAGCAUGAAAUUAAAGAUUUUAAUGAUAACGAUGAGAAUUUAAGACAGGAAAAAAUAAAUGUUUAUGAUAAUAUUCAGAAAAAAGAAUUGAAUGCAAUUCAAUUAUAUCAUUUUGAAAGAAUUCAAAAAAAUAAAGUAGUUGCAAAUAAAGAAACAAUUUUGACUCAAAAUGAAUUAAAUAGAUUAACUGAUCAAGAACAAUCAUUUUAUAAAAAAUAUGAGCAAUUUAUUCAUAAUUUCAAAAGUGAAUUACCAGAAUCAUUUUACACAUCUAGUGAAUUACAUGCACCUAAAAGACCUUAUACAAUAGUUCGAGUGAUUGAAAAUAUUGGUGAAGUAGUGACUAAGAAUGGUACUAUUGGAUUACUUAAAGGAAGUCAAACUAUAGUCAGAGAAGCAGAUCCAACAAUCGCAAAAUUGAUAAAGUUGGGACACCUUAAAAAAAUUGAUAAAUGA
Messenger RNA from Rhizophagus irregularis DAOM 181602=DAOM 197198, 579 nucleotides. RefSeq lists its product as uncharacterized. The record is from RefSeq and is a predicted model, not a curated record. Gene Ontology annotation, biological process: DNA replication; DNA strand elongation involved in mitotic DNA replication. Gene Ontology annotation, cellular component: GINS complex. Lineage: Eukaryota; Fungi; Glomeromycota; Glomeromycetes; Glomerales; Glomeraceae.